Messenger RNA from Saccostrea cuccullata (small rock oyster), 8631 nucleotides. RefSeq names its product sushi, von Willebrand factor type A, EGF and pentraxin domain-containing protein 1-like. Gene Ontology annotation, molecular function: protein binding; calcium ion binding. NCBI's taxonomy places the organism in Eukaryota, Metazoa, Mollusca, Bivalvia, Ostreida, Ostreidae. The transcript has 51 exons. The annotation marks the transcript as partial. The record is from RefSeq and is a predicted model, not a curated record.
CCUGUCAUAUGUCCUAAACCCAAUGCGCAGUUACCCAAGCAUAAACGUGGAUAUUGUAAUUAGGGCGGGAAGCAAUCCUCUACACUUCAUCCUGCGGACAUCAAGGGGGGAGUAAAAUGGAUCGCCCGCGGGACCUUUUACUUUUCCUUUUACUUUUGCAGAUUGGAACAAAAGAAGUCCUCGGCCACAGCAAUGAAGGCGAAAUGGGUGACAUUAAGAUCAAGUGUCCAAGUGGAGCAUUUUUCUACCAGGGUUAUUGCUUCAUGGUGGGAUCAGUUCCGAUGACUUGGGAGGACGCCAUGACAUCCUGUCUCAGAUCUGGGAUGUAUCUUAGCUGGAUAGAGGACGCUAUAGAAAACAAUUAUGUGGCGACCCAUGCGAUGUCUCGCGUCAGCCAAUAUUGGAUAGGUCUGUCAAACAUGUCCUCAACAGCUGGCCAAAAUGAAAUUGUUUGGACACAGUACAGAAUGAUGAAGAACAAGGCUAUGCCAUUGGUUAAGGGGCUGUGGAAAAACUUGCAACCAUCUGAGUUUGUAGGAGAUUCUCAAUGUGUUUCCACCCUGAGAGACAAGGACGAUAACCAUUGGACAGUGACAAAUUGCAGAAAGAAGCUCCCAUUCGUAUGCAAGGUUUUGGGAGCCCCUAAAUCUCCAGAUUCCUUGUAUUGUGGAAAUGGAGGUUACAUAAACCAGAAGUGGCAAUGUGAUGGACAGAAUGACUGUGGAGAUAUGUCUGAUGAAGUGAAUUGCAGUUCUAGCUGCACAGAAUUAAAGAUUGUGCAAAAAGGUGGCUCUGGUACAAUAACCAUGACCAGUAACCCGCCAUCGCCAACAUAUAAAAAUGAUGCUUUCUGUAGCUGGACACUAAAGGCUCCAAUAGGUGUCAGAAUAAAGGUUACAAUAAGUUCCAAUCUGGAGGAAAAUGCAGAUAUUUUAAGUGUGUGGACGGGAGGUAUCACUUUAAAAGAGAGUAACUUCCUGGGCAGUGUAACGGGGAGCCCAGGGAAACAGGAAUUCUACUCACAGAAUAAUUAUCUUAUCCUACAACUUAGCAUGGAUCACACAGUUAUCAAUGAUGGAUUUACUGCAAACUACGAAACAGUUGAUGAGACCAAAAUUUGGAAUGAUGUGAAAAUGCUAAAUGCAAACAGUAGCUGGCAGACUUUGGAAUCACCAGUGUAUGGCCAGGCUGUUCCCUUUGGAUUACAAUUGGAGUGGUUAAUAACAGCAGAAUCAUACACAGUGGUUUCUUUGGAGUUUACAGAAGUAGAUCUACCUUCAAAUGGUUCCCUGAAAGUUUACGAUGGGGAGGAUCUGAUGGCUCCCCUUGUUUUCUCAAUAACUAAAACCCCAGAGCAUCCCUUCUACAUUUCCCAGAGCAAAACUGUACGAAUUGUGUUAUCAACCAAUAUACACGAAUAUGGAAAGUAUCGUGGAGUUCAACUUAAAUACAAAGAAGGCUGUAUGUUGGAUUUGACACAGCAGGGGAAAAUCUACUCACCUGGCUACCAGAUUAACAGCUAUCCCUCCAAUGUCACCUGUACUUGGCAUAUUCACAAAAAGAAUGGAGAAACUAGACCUAUUUCUCUUCGUUUCACAGAUUUCAAAUUGAAGAGUAAUUCUGAUUAUGUAGAGAUCUACAAUGAUACAGCAGGAACUGCAUUGCAUAGUGGAAGUGGAUUAACUGGGAUUAAUACUGUCUCAAAUACAGAAAUAUUUAGUUCAACUCAUGGUCACCUCAAUGUGACCUUUAAAUCCAACCUUGUGCUUGUGGAAAAGGGAUUCAGUGCUGAUUUUUCUGUUGAUUGCCCGAUGUUAACCCUAUCUCAGUGGACAGUGAAUUCAGUAUCUGGAAAGUACACAGCUCUGAAUACAGUGAUAACUCUGUCCUGUCAGAUAGGCUACUCAUUUAAACAAGAGGAAUACAACAAGGAAAGCUCUGUGUCUCUGAAAUGUUUACCCGGAGGAAUGUGGAAUGUUUCCAGGAUUCCUGAUUGUCAGAUUACUUACUGUGGCACCCCACCUGCAAUCCAGAAUGGAAUAUUGAAAAAUGCAACUGGUCCCAGAUUUGGAGACAAUGCAACGUAUGAAUGUAAUGGGGGCUUCACAAUGAAUGUUUCUCCCACCAAAAAAUGUCAGGCAAAUGGAAUGUGGGAGACGCCACCUGUAUGCAAUGCUCAACAAUGCUCACAAGUAAGUCCCCCAGCCAAUGGACAAUUAAAUGUGACUGCUGGGAGUGGUACAGAUUAUGCCUCUGUUCUGAUGUUCAGCUGCGAUCCUGGAUAUGACCUUUUAGGGUCUGUGUAUGUCCACUGCAGGUCAAAUGGCACAUGGUCACAUCUUGCUCCAACUUGCCAAAAGAUAAAGUGCCUGAUACCACAGGUGAUGUAUGGUAAGGUUGAAGCAGCUGGUGACGUGGAAUUUGAAAUGACAGCCAAACUGAAGUGUGAUACUGGAUUUAUUGUGAAUGGUACCAGCAGUAGUGAAAAAGAUGUUACAUGUGGGAAAGAUGGACAAUUUUCAGAUUUAGAUCCAUGCAUCAAUGACGAUGAGUGCUCUAGAAAUUCAUGUCGAUCCGUUAGUAAUACAGAGUGUAUAGAUACCAUUGGCUCUUACGUAUGUAAAUGUAACAGUGGUUUUGGGAGAUCUGGAGAUUCAGGAAAUUGUGAUGAUAUAAUUGAGUGUGAUAAUGGAAAUGGAGGAUGCAGUCAGAAGUGUAAUAAUUAUGUUGGAUUUUUCAAUUGCUCUUGCAACACUGGCUAUCAGUUAUACACAGGACCAAAUUUCAACAAUAUCAGCUUGGCAGAGGGAGAAACUGGGACAAGAGCAGGAGAUAAAAUUAGAAUUAACUACACAUGUGUUCGAGCUCAGUGUCCAACACCCAUGCCUCCUUUGAAUGGAAAGAUACUGAGCAACAAACAGUUGUUCUAUUAUGAAGAUGAAAUAACUGUUGAGUGUGACCAUGGCUACUACCCAGAUCCGCAGAGGACAACACUGAAAUGUGGGGUAGAACAAGGUGUUGGGAAGUGGUCAACAGAAAUGACAAAUUGUACAAAGGGGACCUGUAAAAUGCCAGAUCUUACUUCAGAUCCUAAUUACAACAGAAUCUUUCCAAAUGAUAGUACAACGGUAAAUUUUGGGACCCCUGUCAUUAUUGAGUGCAGAUAUGGGACACAAUUUAGAAACUUGUCCUUAUAUUGUGGAGAAAAUGCACCAUCAAAUUACAGUCUCCUGGGAGAUAAUUUGAACUGUCCAGUGAUUGACUGUGGGGUGCCAGAGCAAGUUCCAGGUGCUGAUGCGUACAGCUACUCUGAUUCACUUUUUGGCAGUUCAUUUAAUUUUAGCUGUCAGAAUGGUUCAACGCUCAGUGGAAAGUCAGUAGAUGGGGACUAUACUGUCAGAUGUCAGGAGAAUAGACAGUGGGGUUUUGGAAAUCUCACAUGUACAGGUGGGCGCUGCACAGACCCUGGUACACCAGGGGGAGCUGUACAGGUAGUGAGGAGUUACGAGGCUGGGGAGCUCCUCAGGUUUAGAUGUACACGUCAAGGAUAUGAACCAAUUCCUUCUGCUCCCCUUCUCUGUGUAGAGCAGGGGAGUAAAAAUGCCACUUGGAAUUCCACUGACUUACCUCUUUGCACAGAUGUUACACCACCAGAGUUUAAUAACUGCCCUCAGACAUUUUACAUUGACAGUAUGGAGGCUGUAAGUUUUGUUACACCCACUGCCACUGAUAACUCUGGUCUGGUGAAGAAUGUGACUGUGGAUCCUCCCAAUUUCAAAAAUGGUACAGUGGUGUCCAGGGAUUUAAAUGUCACCUACACAGCAGUAGAUAAUGGAGGGAAUACUGCAAGAUGUUCAAUCUCAUUCAUGAUCAAAGAUCGCAGAAAGCCUAAUUUGAUAUGUACUGAUAUAGAACAAGUUUCAAUCAACACCAUAGAGGGUACCAGAGUUGAUUUACAAAAUUAUUUUAGUGAUCCAAAAGUGGGUGAAAAUAUAGCAUUUAGCCCAGGACAAAACAUCACUGUAAACACCACAACACUUGGUAAACCUCUACAAGUCAAAGGAACACUACAGAACAUGUGGGGAACUGAGGACACAUGUACAUUACUAAUAUACACUAAAGCUGAAGUUUGUUUCACUGAGAGUUUAUCACCUGUUUCUCAUGCUAAAAAAGAAUGUCUUGAUUCGAAUGGAAACAAAACAUGCACUUACACCUGUAAUAGUGGAUAUCUUUAUUUUGAUGGAUCCCAAUCAAAAACCUACACAUGUUCAGGAAUGAAUAAAUGGUCUCCUUCCAUGUAUCCAGAAAGUUGUCUUUUGACAGAGUCUCCAUCCUACAAAGCUAAGUUAGAGGUGGUUUAUGGAUUAGGGGAUCUUCCUGCUUCCCAAUGUUUACAAGGCUUCAACAACUCACUAGCUGUAUAUAACACUACUAUAGCACAAAAAGUGGAUAUAAGAUGUGAUGGCUUUGGAGCAGGAAAGUUUAAGAUUAAUAGUUUUACAUCAACAACAAAAGCAUUUCAGAUCACCACUGUCUUUAGUGGAGAAUUUACUGGAAGUGGUACUGAUGGUGCAAGAUCUACAUGUUUAGGAUCACUGGUUAUUGUAGUAAAUAAUAAUCCCUCUUUUUUCCUGCAUAAUAAUACUGUUGUUUGUGAUGGAGGACAGUCAAGUGUAUCUGUUGUAAGCAUCAAAGAGGUUGAUUCUGGAAAUAAGUGCUCUGACAACAUGGUACUUAUCAAACCUACAUCAUCAGGGAGCAGUGAACAAUGUGUGAUGUGUCCACCAGGAAGAUAUUUUAAUGGCACUAGCUGUGUGAUAUGUCUAGAUGGUCAGUUUCAGGAUUCAGUAGGCAAGGCUUCUUGUAACAGCUGUCCAACAAAUACUGUGUCUAAUGAUGACAGAACUGCAUGCACUGACCUGUGUCCACCUGGUUUCGUUUCAAGUGAUGGAAUGACAGAAUGUAAGCCAUGUGGUAGAGAUGAAUACUGGGUAAAUGCGACCAACUGUGAAAACUGUCCAACUGGUUAUAAGACAGAAGUACAAAAUGGUGUUCCUGAUAUCAGUGGAUGUAAAGCUCCUUGUCCGCCUGGGAUGUACUCUUUGACAGGAUAUGAACCAUGUAAGGUCUGUCCUCUACAUCACUACCAAACUGCUGAGGGACACACAAAUUGUACAGAAUGUGCACAGAACAAGAUGACCGUGAACACUCGCAGUAAUCAUUCUGCUGAAUGUGUCGCUGUUGAUUCUUCAGCAUGUAACACAACACUAGAAAAGUGUAACAACCAGGGAAGAUGCAUUGUUCAGAACCAUGAAGCAGUAUGUAUUUGUGAUGAAGGUUAUAAUGGUACAUCAUGUAAGACAACUCUUGAUAUUUGCCAAUCCAAUCCCUGUUUUAAUGGAGGAACCUGUGUUCCACAUGAUGAUGGAUUUAACUGUACUUGUCCCUCAUUGAGUAAUUGCACGAUGCAAGCAAAGCCAGGAAGUUUUGUUGUUGCUGAUGAUAAAAGUACAUCGAAAGGAAAGAAAAGUCUAGAUUUAUGUAAAGAAGAUUGUCUUCAAGAUGUACAAUGCAAAGCUUUAUUUCAUACCAAUGGUUUCUGCUAUAUCAUUAGACAAGAUGCUACUCCAGAGCCCUACACAAUUGAUACUGCUUUGUACUUCUCCAAAUCUUGUCUCUUCAAAUACUUAUAUAGUGGUAACCAGUGUGAGACAGACUUAGAAGAUCAGUGUACACCAGACACUUGUAGUUCAGAUGGAAUGUGUCAAGACAGAGCUGGAGAGAGCCCUGUCUGUCUGUGCCCUAUUGUUGGGGAGUACUCCCAACCAAAAUGUGACUUGGUACAAAAUCUGUGUGAUCCUAACCCUUGUCUACAAGGAGCUAUAUGUCAAUCAUGGGGUGCUGUAAGGAGACAAUGUAUCUGUAAACCAGGCUACUCAGGAGUGAAUUGUUCUGUUAAUAUAGACGACUGUGCAAUUAAUAGAGAUGGGUGUUUGUAUAACAGUACAUGUAAGGAUGGAGUUGAUAGCUACACAUGUGAUUGCACGUCUUCAGGAUUUAGAGGCACACAUUGCCAGGUCACCAAAGAUUUCUGUAGUGGAACACCUUGUCCUAAUGGUGGCUGUGUGAAUGACUACACAACACUGUCACCCAAAUGUUUCUGUGAUGACCCAUACCAGUUAGGAAUUAAUGGUAAAUGUGAACAGAUGGAUCUAUGUAACAACACCGAUUGUAACAAUGGCACCUGUAAUUCACUGACUGGGAAGUGUACCUGUGAUACAGGCUUUGAAGGUUCUAAUUGUCAGCACAGUGUGGAUGACUGUAAGGACAUGCCUUGUAAGAAUGGAUCAACGUGUAUAGAUGGACACCAAGACUACAGUUGUGUGUGUGUGUCAGGAUUUACAGGGAAAAACUGUGACAUGGACCAGGAGGACUGUCCAGGAUCCUGUAACAUGACAACUACACGGGAAACUGUAAAUAAAAUCAACGAAUGUGAAUGUCUGUGUAAGCCAGGAUAUACAGGCCAAAACUGUACAGAAGAGAUAGAUGAGUGUGCCAGUUUUCCUUGUGAACAUGGAGCCACCUGUACUGAUAUGCUGGAUGACUAUCACUGUAACUGUACUGAGGGCUGGGAGGGAAAGAAGUGUGACCAACAGAUUAAUUACUGCCAGACCACCUCUACAAAGUGUCAGAGUGGUGACUGUUACAACCUAAUAGAUGAUAAGUAUUGCAGAUGCAAUGCUGGUACGAGAGGUGAGACGUGUGAAGAUAUUCCAGAUGUGUGUAAUGUUAUUUCCCCAUGUUCAGCAACAGGCACAUGUCAGAAUGCCAAUGGAACAGCAACAUGUUCAUGUCAGAGUAACUAUUCUGGAGAUUCCUGUCAGUUGUUGAAAGACUUUUGCACGGGAACAACAAAUUGUUUGUAUGAGGGCAUGCCUAGUACAGGAACAUGUACAAAUCUGCCAGCUGGAGGCUUUAAUUGCGCUUGUCAAACUGGCUAUUCUGGAGGGACUUGUCAAACUAAGGUUACCCGCUGUUCCAAUUUGAGUUGUGGAUCUGAAGCAAUGUGCAAUGAGGAGAUUGGUUGUUACUGUCCAGAGGGAAAAAUAUUCACAGAGAAUAUAGUUUGUAAAAUUCCAUCAGAUGACUUUGAUAUUUAUUUUGAUACUCAAAUGGGAGAGGAGGGGGCCUCUACCACAGCUGUGUUACCUGGUGACCCAGAACAUUCUGAUUUGUCCUUUAUGAUGAUGGUGAAGUUUAACAAAGAUCAAAAUGUCAUGGAAAAAGAAGAUGCUGUAUUGUUAAGAAUCAGAGAUUUCAUAGAAAUCAAGAAUAACAGUAUCACCUUCAUGAACGGAACAAGCUCUCAUUCAGUAAAAUUUGAAUACUAUGGAAGCCUAGAAAGAAUUGAUGAUGGUACUAAAUGGAAUUUUAUUGCUGUAUCAUGGAGGAGAGAUGGCAAGACAACAGUUUAUGUGAAAGCUGGGCUACUUGUUUUUGACAGCAGCUCUGUUGCCUUCAAACUGCCAAAAGUAUUUAACAUAGAAAUUGGGAAGAGAUAUGGAGGUAGGAUAUCACAGGUAAAAUUCUGGAACAGCAGUAUUGCAAAUGCCGACAUGUUAAGGCUUUCAAGUGACAGGAAUCAUAAACCUGCAGGAGCUACUCUCAUUCAUGGCUGGUACAAUUACAAAAUGAACAAGGGAGCUAUGAAGAAGAUCACGACACAGAUUGAAAAUGAUAGUAUCUGUGAUGUUCCUGCUUGUUCACCAUCAGAUAAGAUUAAACCAAAGAUAAAAGCCUGUCCUGUUGAUGAUGCAAGAAGCUCUAGCAAAAGAGUCUUUGAAUAUCAACUGCCAACUAUUAGUUCUAUGUUUGACAAUUUCAAUGAAAGUCAGUCCCUGAUCUCACAUAAAGGCAGCUUCACUUGGGGUGAUUACAGCUUAAUGUUUUUGGCCGCUGAUGAGAAUGGAAAUACUGCCAUGUGCCGUAGCAAGCUGUAUGUAAAAUAUAAUGCUGAUUGCCCUCCACCAAGAAAGCCACCCUCUCUUAUCAUUGGUUACUGUUCAGGCAGCAAAGAUAUUUGUAAACUGAGUUGUCCUGGUAACCAAGUUCUAUCUAUCCCAGUUCCAAAAUAUAAGAUGUGUUCAAAGCUUGGUGUGUAUACUCCUCUCAAACCACGACAAAAGUUUGCAUUGCCAUCAUGUGGAGGCAAAACAGAUACACAAAUUCAGAUAGAAGUCUCCUUAAAAUUUUCAUUAGCCGUUGUCUGUGAUGUGUCUUUGGAAUCACCAAUAGAAAGAAAACUAAAGACGGAUUUUAAAGAUAACGUUUACCAGAACUGGAAUAAUGUCUGUUCAGAUUCUGACUGCUCAAAUGUGGACAUCAGCUCUAAGUGUGUUACUGGCAAAGAACAGAUGACAGUUGCUAUGAAAAUAAAGAAUUUAAGAAACAGUAUUACUAAAAAGAGUGGUUCUAACACAUACACAGCAAAAGAAGUCUUCAGAGUUCUAAUAUUUGAAGAUGCUGUUUUCAUAGUGGAUGGUGUUGGUGGUGCAAAGCUUCUGAAUGACCAAGUAAUUACAGAUAUUGUAUCAUGUCCAGAUGGUAACAUGGUUAUAGAGGGUAAUUGUG